AUGCCGCUCUUCACACGCGCACCAACCCGCCUCACCGACCUCCCCUCGCUCACCUCGAGUCGGCCCUCCCGCCCUCGUCCAACCCCGACCUCGACCCCGCCCCUCUCGUCCACCUCGCACACCUCGACCACCUCGUCCUCUGGGCCCUCGACACCCCCCGCGACCGACUUCGAGCCCGACGCGAGCCCGAGCCUCGUGUCAACCCACCCGCUCCAGCUCGAGCUCGACGGCGGCAGGGCCUCCCUCGCGCCCCUGCCUGCGCCCGCGCCGGGGCACAAGCUGCGCACGACGCGCAGCCGGAGCAAGAGCCGCUCGCGCGAGGCCGCCGGUGGCGGCGACGACGACGAGCGAGCAGGGCGCGUCGGGCGCUUCUUCAGGCGCAUCGCGAGCCGCAAGUCGCUGCGGGGCGGGGGCGGCGGUUGCGAGCAGGAGCACGAGCAGGGCCGCGAGGGCGAGGGCGACAAGUUCGCGCCGGCGGUCCCGAGCCUGCCCCCGAGGCUCGAGCCCCUCGACCUGCCGAGCCUCGGCGCCCCGUUCGAGCUGAGUGGGCCUGUGCCGCCGCUCGAGGGCCCGCCCGAUGCGCACCAGCAGGCCGGAACCGAGCACGAGCACGAGCACGAGCACGAGGGCGACCGCUCGGCCCUCGCGCCCGUCGUCACCGCCGCCGCCGGCCCGACCCUCGCCUCCUGCUCGCCCGCCGCGCAUCCACCUCCCCAGCCCGCUCGCGCCCAGCCAGCGGCGCUCGCCAGCUCGUUCUCCCGCCUCAAGGUGCGCCUCUCGCGCCUUGCGCUGCCGUCGUCGUUGUCCGAGGCGCGCACGAGCCGGCCCGCGAGCGUCGACGCGUACGGCGAGGCGUCGGACGACGACAACGACGAGGGCGACGACGACGAGGGCGAGGGCUCGAAAGGCGGCCACGCCUGGCUGAGCGCCCCGCCACCACGGCCCGCCGCCGCCGCCGCCGCCGCGACUCUCCUCCUCACCCCGCCCGCCUCGCCCCUCUACUGCGCACCACCACCGCCGGCCUCGCCGUUCCUCGUCGCGCGCGACUACGACCCCACCGUCGAGCGCCUGUUUGCGCACGCGCGCGCGCGCCUCGCGGGCCCUGCGCCGUCCCUCGUACCCUCCCUCGCACUCUCCUCCUCGUCCGCGCUCGCGCUCCCUCCGCACAUCCCGCACGCGCUGCCCGGCCCAGCCUCGACGCACCCGCUCGCCGCCGCCGCCGCCGCCACCGCCGCAGGAGCAGCAGGAGGAGCACGGCACCCGGCCCGCCGCCCCGCAAACGGCCUGCGCACCCUCGUCGCGCACCGCGCACUGCGACUCAAGCUCGUGCGCGGCGUCACGCGCACCGACCGCGCCGAGCUCGCGCGCACGAGCUCGGGCCCGCACGUACCGCCGCCGCCGCAGGUCGCCCCGCCGCACGUCGCGCUCCCGCUCCCGCGCCUGCGCGAGUGGGCCGCGCGCCCGCCCUUCCCUGAGCGCGUCCUCGUGCACACUGCGAGUGGCGGCAGCGGCGGGACGGACGUGGUGCGCGCGCGGCUGAGAAGCGAGGGCGACGGGUGGGGGCGCGAGGGGCUCGAGAGGGGGUGGAGCAGGGGGACGAGGGCGUGGUUGGAGGCGAUGGCGAUGGCGGAGGUGGAAGGUGCGGGAGGCCACGCAGUGGCGGGGAGAGAGCGCGAGCGGGAGGGAGCGGCGGCCGCGGCGCGCAGGCCGCCGAGGGAGGCGCCACCGCCGCCUCGCUCGGGCGGUCGAGGGCCAUCGUCGUCGUCUUCGCCGUCGCCCGUCGGGCCGUGGCUCGUCGGCGCCGCCGCCGUGAGCGACUACGGCUCGCGUGCCCUGCCGCCCCUGCCCGCUCUCUCGCCGCCGCCGACGCGCACGCCGCUCGUCCCAGGCCCGGGCCCGGGUCCGGGUCCGGGCCCGCUCCUCCUGCGGCAGCUCGCGCGGCAGGAUGCCGAGGCGCGCCUUACCGGGUCGCGCCCUGGCGGCGGCGAGGAGGAGGAGAAGGAGGAGCGCGUCGUCGAGGUCGAAGACGAGGACGAGGACGAGCGCCCACUCGCGACUCUCCCGCGCUCGCCGCAGCGCGCCUCGCGCCUCCUUCCGCCCGCCGCGCUCGGUCCGCCCCGGCCGGCCUCACCGCGCUCGCGCUCCCGCCCGACGACCCCGACGGCGCCGAGCACGGCGCAGCUCGCGCUCCUCGCGGCCGAGCAGCGCAAGACGGCGCGCCUCGAGGCCGAGCUGGGCCGGCUGCGCGCGCGUGAGGCGUGCCGCCGCCGGGAGGAGGACGCCGCGAGGGAGGGGGAGAGGGCACGCAGGCGGGCCGAGGAGCAGCGCAGGAGGACGCGGGCCAUGCACGCAACGGGCGAGGCGCGCCGCCGCUCGACGACGACGCCCGGCCCGGGUCCGGGUCCGGCAGCGGCGGCGGCGGCGGCGCCUCAGCUCGUGCACUCGCGCUCGUGCGGCGCGUACCUCGCGGUGCCGCACCAGGGGUACGGCGACGCGUGGGGAGCGCCGCCGGGGCAAGGGCGAGGGCUCGAACCGCCGCUGUACCACCAGCCGAUGCACGCGCUCUCGGCGCCGGACCUCCAGGCGCUGCAGCGCCAGCAAGGGCUUGUCCGCCCUCUCGUGCCGCAGCAGCCGCAGCGAUACUCGCUCGCGCCACCCCCGCCCUCGCCCUCGCCCUCGGGCAUCCCUCUCGCUCCUACUCGUCCUUCCCGCCCUCAGCGCAACUCGCUUCGCCCAUCGCCGCACAUUCUCCCGCACUCACGCUCGACGCCCGACAUGGCCCUCUCGUCUGCGCCGGCGCCGGCCUCGAGCGGACGCUCAGGCCUCCUCGCGCCGCCGCCGCCCUUCUCGCCCACUCGCCGCGCGUCGUACCGCCCGCAGACCCCGCUCGUCACCCUCGAGGCGGCUUGA
Rhodotorula graminis WP1 is the source of this 2910-nucleotide messenger RNA. RefSeq lists its product as uncharacterized. The record is from RefSeq and is a predicted model, not a curated record. NCBI's taxonomy places the organism in Eukaryota, Fungi, Basidiomycota, Microbotryomycetes, Sporidiobolales, Sporidiobolaceae. The transcript has a single exon. Bases 1 to 2910 code for a protein of 969 amino acids.